Molecule: messenger RNA, 2269 nt
Organism: Neodiprion fabricii
Lineage: Eukaryota; Metazoa; Arthropoda; Insecta; Hymenoptera; Diprionidae
Product: cleft lip and palate transmembrane protein 1-like protein
Exons: 8
Coding region: 1-1617 (538 amino acids)
Cellular component (GO): endomembrane system; membrane
Source: RefSeq, a predicted model, not a curated record
AUGAAAUCACCAUCUUUAAGCUUACUGCUCUCUGGAGUCUUCUUAGGGUACAUAGCUUACUCUAUUUACACACUUUCGUUGUUAUUUGUACCGCCUCCAUGCGUCAAGGGUGAAACCUGUCUCACCUCACUUUUGCAUACCAAGCCAAAGCUGGGGCUUCAUAUGUAUGUCUCGACGAUGAGCCGUCCUCUCCAAAAAGAACUUAUUCAUGUAUAUUCUGAAGGGAUAUUUGAUUACUCGUAUGCACAUGAUAUGCAAGUAACAUUGCCAAUACCCCGCAAAACUCGAGAAAAUGGAACGCUAUUUCUACAUCUACUUAUAACACCACAUACUGUAAAACAUGGUGGCACAUACAACGAAGUUAUCAAGGAUCCAACAACAGUUUAUACUAGGAUAAAAAUGACUCAGUAUGUAGUACCUGAAAUUGCAGCGUUCAAUUUAUUGGGCGAUGAAAAAUCUAAGAAAAAUACAGAGCGCUUAAUGAAACCUGUUUCGCAUUUAAAAAGCCAAGUUACUUUCACAAUGAUAACAGACAAUAUAAAAUUGCCUGCACACAACUUACCAUUAGAACUUGCAAGGGACAUAAGCAUAACACGAGAUGGAAUGUACUUGCCAAUCGUGAACUACGAUUUUCUCCAAACUCGGCAUAGAGAUUUGGUGAAAAUAUCACCACAAAAUGAUACCAUGAAUGUUACUGUAUUUUACACACCUAUUUCAAUUGGGAAAUUGAGAUUAAUAUUGCAUGUAGAGGCUGCUAUGCAGGGACUGAAAGGUCUGGGUUUUUCGGACAAAGACGUUGACGAAGUUAAGGGCAUUUUUGCUGAUACUAAUGUGUACCUUCUAGGUGGAACAAUUUUUAUUGCUGCAGUACACCUUUUAUUCGACUUUCUUGCAUUUAAAAAUGACGUCAGUUUCUGGCGUGGCAAAAAUAAUUUAGCAGGGUUGAGUGUGCGAACUGUAGUUUGGCGAGCUUUUAGUCAAGCGGUCAUAUUCCUGUACCUUCUUGACGAACAAUCGUCUAUGCUUGUUCUUAUUCCCGCUGGUAUCGGUACAAUCAUUGAGUUCUGGAAAUCCAAAAAAAUAUUGAGGGCCGAAUUUGUUACUGGCCAAGGCUGGUUACCACGAAUUAAAUUCGAAAAGAUUGAAUCCAGCUCUGCUGAAGAAAGAACACGUAAAUUUGAUGCUGAAAGUAUGAAGUAUCUGUCCUAUCUUUUAUAUCCUUUAGUUACUGGUGGAGCAGUGUAUUCGUUACUGUACCAACCUCACAAAAGCUGGUACUCGUGGAGCAUAAAUUCCUUGGUGAACGGCGUGUAUGCCUUUGGCUUCCUCUUUAUGCUUCCACAAUUAUUUGUGAAUUACAAGCUCAAGUCAGUUGCUCAUUUACCAUGGAGGGCAUUUAUGUAUAAAGCAUUUAACACUUUUAUUGAUGAUAUUUUUGCAUUUAUCAUAACAAUGCCGACUGCGCACAGAGUCGCGUGUUUCCGUGACGAUGCUGUAUUCUUAGUCUACCUCUACCAGAGAUGGCUUUAUCCGGUUGACAAAUCUCGUAGAGAUGACGCAGUUUCAAUUGAUGAAACACCAAUGGAGCAUGCAAUGUAUGACAAGAAGAAAAAUUAGUACAAAUGUUGAUCGUUAAUUAAAGAUAUUAUUAAUUGUUUAUUUAUUAUAUUUCUUUCAAUUCAUUUUACUAACAAUAUGAAAAAUUAUAUUACCACAAUGUGAUACUAAGAUAAACUCUAGUGCACACUUGACAUUCCGCGAUUGUUCGAAUCAGUAAUAUUAUAUUAUGAAAUAGUUCUAAUUUACAUUUGUUGGUAACAUAUCGAUUUUGUUAAGGAAAUACAUAGAUAUAUAUUUAUUCUAAAACUUGACAAGUGGUGACUAAAAGUAAAGAAGGCUUUGAUAUUAAUAUGUACGUUAAGGUUGUGGUGAAGUGAUUUUUAAACAUCUAAAAUAAGAAAUUCCUUAAGGUUCCCAUUACAUAGAUAUGAUGCUAGCUAUCAAUUUGCAACGUCGAUAGUUAUUUAGAGACCUAGUGACGGUGAGAUAAAAAAUUAUCACCGUCUCAUAGUUUCAAGACUUUACAUAGGAAGUCUGGAAGUUUAUCACAGGUUUAACUUAGCUGAAAAUAAUUAAGAAUGUACAAGUUAGUGUGGUAGUUAAAUGCAGGCCCAUCAUAUGACAUUACUUUAUGGCCUUACUGCCGUAUUAGAAAUAACUGAUUUGUAACCAACGUUAGUUGUCAGUUGAAUAAAUUGUUCCACAACGA